GGAGUACGACACUGGUUCCUAUUACUGUUCGUCGCGUUCCGUAAUUGGCCUCCUCUUUCGAACCCCAAUAUACUCGAAGAUAAUCCAUGGGGACACACGCCACUUAUCUGUUGGAUAUCGGAUGCUCUACGUCCCCGGAGUGUGGCGUCGUACCAAAGUUACUGUGUCGAUUAACAGCAUAAUACAGCUACGGUGCGUGAUGUGGUCCACUGAUCCUACCAAACGGAAGGUGAACUCGCUUAGGUUAAUACCACAUCAACUGUCCAAUUCCAAUAGCCCGAUGACAGCGGAUCUAUCCGCACAAAGGAGUAUCAUCUUGCGUGUAAUUGAUCAUCACUAUCCAGCAAAAGAGCAAAAAGAUUUGAAAAAUAUUGGAUGUGAAAUGUCAGGGGGAGAGAGUUCGGUAAAAGUGCUAACCGAAGCACCAACUAUAGCCUGCAGUACGCAGGGUACUUUACGUGUGAUAAAGGCUAUACCGGAAGAAGAUCAUUGGGCUCCCACUACGCAAUGUACGGUUAACCAUAGUUGUUUAGAUGCAAAAUUCCGAUGGCAGUGGUUAGCCGGACCAAUACCUCAGCUCACAGUGGACUCGAACUACAUCGAUCCCGAUUCUGUCAGCAAUGGUAGCUUAUUGUACAUGUGGAAACUACCUCGAAGCGGUGUUUACUUGUUUAGAUGUACUAUGAGGUGUAUCUGUGUAAACCAAACAACUCAAAGUGGAAUAGACGUACUACUUGAAGUAUUGCCUGGAGAGUCCGAAGCGGCCUUGGUCAAGGAAUCUAGAAUUCAUGAUCUUGAGAAAUACCCCGAGGAAAUUAACAAAUUUUAUCCAAGAGAACGAACUCUGGAGGAUUUUAUGGAGGCAAUUAUGCAGACGGUCUCUGAAGACAAGGCAGAUCGCUUUGAAGAUGAUAUGAGUAACUGCACGAGCGCUGCACCACUUGAUGCUGAUUCCACCGAUGACUUAUCGACUACUUGCCCAGAAUGGUCACACUGGAGUGUAACAAAACACAUAGCAUCUAGUCUAUCUUUGGAUUAUCAUGACUAUGCCGUCCGAAAAACCCCUGAAAAUCCUCACUUUUUUGUUUUGCCGUCUAGGUGGUUUAGGCGUAUACAUUGGGCCUCCGCGCAGAGAUCACCCAAAGGCUUUUGGGCAAGUGAAACGGAAGAAAACACAGUUUCGGACAACUUUGGCGGCCGGCAGAAUUAUGCGGCUGUCCAAUACUAUCGAUGGAAAUUCUGUCCUCAAGAACAACAAUGCCCAUCUAGCUUUCCGUUAAGAAACGAUUGGUAUUGCACGCUUCUCAGGAAAAAUGUAGUAAAAAAUAACAAACUCGCAAAAAGAAACCGAGCCAGAGACACAGAGCAACAUGAAGGUAAUUUGUUAUUUGCGGUGGGAGUUAUGAGCAAUCGUCUUCGAUGUCAUGCCUUUACUGACAUCAACCAAAAUUCAUAUGAUCGCUGGUUGAGUUACAUUAAUGUUCUCUCUUUGUUGCCGCAUAGUACACGCAGAAAGCGCACAGUCCUUGGCGUCCGUGCUCUUGAUGAUAAUAACGCGUUCAUGGAUCCAUCAAAGAGACCCAAAUACUCUCCUCAACCAGGCCUUAAUUCCGCAUAUUUAGCUCGGAAGAACAAAUAUGCGGACGCUACUCGUGAGUUGGGGA
Dicrocoelium dendriticum is the source of this 1664-nucleotide messenger RNA. NCBI's taxonomy places the organism in Eukaryota, Metazoa, Platyhelminthes, Trematoda, Plagiorchiida, Dicrocoeliidae. The record is from the annotation of a GenBank genome assembly.